This is a messenger RNA of Sordaria macrospora k-hell, 1377 nucleotides long. RefSeq lists its product as uncharacterized. Lineage: Eukaryota; Fungi; Ascomycota; Sordariomycetes; Sordariales; Sordariaceae. The record is from RefSeq and is a predicted model, not a curated record. Gene Ontology annotation, biological process: glycerophospholipid biosynthetic process. Gene Ontology annotation, cellular component: mitochondrion.
AUGAGGGGCUCACGCAUCUUGGGCACCGCUUUCGCCCGACCAAACCUCACUGCUUUGACAUCGUCGUCGCCAUCCUCUUCCCAAAUAUCCCGUCGCAUCCGAAGCGCCGCUUCUAGCCUACCACGCGCAACGCAGAAGCAUGUGCGAAGCGCCCCAUUCUCGACUUCGGCUGGCAAGACAGGAAGCCUGAGCAGGAGUAAUGACCGGGAAUCUCGCCAGUACAGCACCAAGAACCCACAGGCUGAGGCACCUCCAUUUGCCUUUGCUUUCGACAUUGAUGGCGUCCUCCUCCACGUCGCGACGCCCAUUCCCGGCGCCCCCGAAGCCCUCAAGUUCCUGAACGAAAACAACAUCCCUUUCAUCCUCCUCACCAACGGCGGCGGCAAGCACGAGACCGAACGGGUAAAAGACCUUAGCCAGAAGCUUGGCAUCGAGCUCACGACUGACAACUUUGUCCAAUCGCACACGCCCUUCCGCCAGCUUGUCGGAGGGCCUGACAGCCUGAGGGAAAAGACCAUCCUCGUGACGGGCGCCAACGCUGAAAAAUGCCGGUUGAUCGCCGAGGCUUACGGCUUCCGCAACGUCGUUACGCCGGCCGAUAUCAUCAAGGCCCACCCGGAGGUCUUCCCCUUCGACCCGCUCCUCGACACCGUAUACACCGCGACCGCGCGCCCGCUGCCCAAGCCCGUCUUCACGCCCGGAUCCGGCAUGAACCUGAAGGACGCGCUCAAGAUCGACGCCAUGUUCGUCUUCAACGACCCGCGCGACUGGGCCUACGACAUCCAGCUGAUCACCGACCUGCUUCUCUCGCAAGAGGGCUACGUGGGCACCUACUCGCCCAAGAAUGGCGACGCUGCUCUGCCCGGGUGCGGCUGGCAGCAGGAUGGGCAACCACAGCUGUAUUUUAGCAACGCGGACCUGCUUUGGAGCACUGGCUUCCACCUUCCGCGCUUUGGACAGGGCGCGUUCCAGGCUGCCGUGGCAGGCGUAUGGCGGCGGUUGACAAACGGCCAUGAGCUCCAGCGGCGGGUGAUUGGCAAGCCGUACAGCGAAACGUAUCAGUUUGCCGAGAGGGUGCUGGCGACGCACAGGCACGAUGUGCUGAAGAGUCGCGGCCACCACGAGCCUGGCACGCUUAAGAGCGUGUAUAUGGUGGGCGAUAACCCCGAAAGCGAUAUCGCGGGGGCCAACGACUACCAGAGCGAGGCCGGGACGGAAUGGUCAUCGGUGUUAGUGCGGACGGGCGUGUGGAGCCCGGAGCACUCGGGUGAGAAAGCAAUCCAAGGGAGGUUCAAGCCGAAGGUCAUUGUGGAUGAUGCGCGGGAGGCGGUGAGGUGGGCAUUGAAAAGAGAGGGCUGGACUGGCCCGUCGUUGUAG